Geosmithia morbida is the source of this 3087-nucleotide messenger RNA. RefSeq names its product Mannosyl oligosaccharide glucosidase. The transcript is spliced from 8 exons. Gene Ontology annotation, biological process: protein N-linked glycosylation; oligosaccharide metabolic process. Gene Ontology annotation, cellular component: endoplasmic reticulum membrane. The record is from RefSeq and is a predicted model, not a curated record. The coding region runs from base 1 to 3087 and encodes 1028 amino acids. NCBI's taxonomy places the organism in Eukaryota, Fungi, Ascomycota, Sordariomycetes, Hypocreales, Bionectriaceae. Gene Ontology annotation, molecular function: Glc3Man9GlcNAc2 oligosaccharide glucosidase activity.
AUGGUUGUCUUUGACGGUCACGAGUACCUCACUGAGGAGGAGAAGCGCCUGCAAGAGGACCGCCAGCGCGAAAAGUACUGGAAGAAAUGGGGUCCCUACGUCUCGGAGCGCCAGUGGGCUACUGUUCGCGAGGAUUAUAGCCAUGAUGGAGACGCAUGGAGCCACUUCACUCACGACCACGCCCGCUCUCGAGCCUUCAGAUGGGGUGAGGAUGGUAUUGCUGGCGUCUGCGACACUCACGGCUAUCAAAACAUAACCUUCAGCUUUUGGAACGAGGAAGAUGAUUUCCUCAAGGAACGCUUGUUCGGCCUUUCCAACCCCCAAGGAAACCACGGCGAGAGCAUUAAGGAAGCGCAUUUUCAUCUUGACAACACACCCCACUCAUACAUGAAAUAUCUCUACAAGUACCCGCAAAAGAAAUUCCCUUACAAAGACCUUGUCGACGAGAACGCCAAGCGCACGAGAAAAGAGAGAGAAUACCAGAUCAAGGACACGGGGGUAUUUGACGAGGACAGGUACUGGGAUAUAUUCAUCGAAACAGCCAAGGAAACAGACGAUCCCGAUGAGCUUCUCUUCCGCGUCACUGCUUGGAACAGGGGCCCGGACCCUGCUCCGCUCCACAUUGUCCCCCAGAUGUUUUUUCGAAACACGUGGAGUUGGGGCAGAGAGCCAGACUCCAAGAAACCGUCUAUUGAGAUCCAUGAAGACAUUGCUGCCAAGUCGAACCAUUGGCGCCUUGGAGAGCGCUACCUCGUCAUGUCUCCAUCCCCGGGAAUCGGCUCCACCGGAGACGAUGUCAUACCACGCAUGAUGUUCACCGAUAAUGAUACCAACUUCAAGGAAUUGUAUAAUCAGGAGAACAAGACGCCUUACGUCAAGGAUGCAUUCCAUAAGUACGUUGUCGACAACGAGAAAGAAGCCAUCAACCCUGCCCAGACAGGAACGAAAUGCGGUGCAUGGUUCAACUUCAACGAGGACGGCGGUGUCAAUCCCGGAGAGUGCGCAGUGGUUCGAUUUCGCUUUUCCAAAAGUGGCCAGACUUUUGUCGACGAAGAAGCCUUUGAUGAGAUGAUCGAGCUGCGACGCGACGAGGCCGAUGAUUUCUAUUACCGACUCAGCCCACUGCCUAUGACGGACGACCUGCGAAACAUCCAGAGACAAGCCUUCUCAGGUAUGAUGUGGACCAAGCAACACUACUUCUUCAUUUGGGACCAGUGGGCAAACGGUGACCCUUCGAUGCCCCCUCCGCCGCCUGAUCGGAAGAAUAUCAGAAACAACCAGUGGAAGCACAUGCACUGCGAUGACAUCCUGUCCAUGCCCGAUUCCUGGGAAUAUCCCUUCUUUGCUGCCUGGGACAGCUCUUUCCACUGUAUUCCUCUGGCCAUGAUUGACCCGGAGUUUGCCAAGAAGCAGCUCGACCUCUUUACAAGAGAGUGGUACCUCCACCCGAAUGGGCAACUCCCCGCCUACGAGUGGAAUUUUGGCGAUGUGAAUCCCCCGGUGCAUGCCUGGGCCACAUUCCGAACGUUCAAGAUUGAGCGCAAAUUGUACGGUCGCCAAGAUCUUGACUUCCUUGAGCGCGUAUUCCAGAAACUGCUUCUCAACUUCACCUGGUGGGUCAACCGCAAAGAUGCCGACGGAAAGAAUGUCUUCGAAGGUGGCUUCCUGGGCCUCGACAACAUUGGUAUCUUCAACCGUUCCGAGCCGCUGCCGACAGGCGGUGUCCUUGAACAGGCCGACAGCACGGGAUGGAUGGCUUUUUACUGCCUGUCCAUGCUCAACAUUGCCCUGGAGCUAGCAAAGCACCGUCGCAUAUACGAAGACAUCGCUUCCAAGUUCUUCGAGCAUUUCAUCUUCAUUAGCGAUGCCAUGACGUUUCGAAUAGGUUCGAAUGAAGAGGCGUCUCUCUGGAACGAACAGGAUGGCUUCUACUACGACGCCAUCUCCUGGGGCGGCCCCUGGAUCCAGCAGCUGCCGGUGCGGUCGCUUGUCGGGCUCAUUCCCUUAUACGCCACCACGACGCUCGAACCGGAGCUCAUGAACAAGCUCCCGUCCUUCAAAAGAAGGGUGGAAUGGUUUGUAAACAACCGGUCCGACCUUUCCGAGAGGAACAUGGCAAGUAUCAAGAAAAGGGGAAAGGGCGACCGUAUCCUGCUGUCCAUUGUUAGUAGGGACCGUCUGGAGAAGAUCCUUAGCAGGAUGCUUGACGAGGAAGAAUUCUUCAGCGAGCAUGGUAUCCGGUCCUUGUCCAAGUACCAUGAGAAAAACCCCUUCUCCAUGGAUGUUAACGGCCAGAAGUUCACUGUUGGCUACGUCCCAGGAGAGUCUGAGAGUGGUCUCUUUGGAGGAAACAGCAACUGGAGAGGUCCAGUCUGGCUAUGCGUCAAUUUCCUCCUGGUAGAGUCACUCCAGAGAUUCCAUCUCUUCUAUGGCCCCGAGUUCCGGGUCGAGUGCCCGACUGGCAGCGGGGACUACAUGCACCUUGCCAAGGUGUCGGAAGAGAUCCAGCACCGUAUCCAGCACCUUUUCGCGAGAACUGAUGAUGGCAGGCGCCGCAUCAAUAACGGCGAUGAUUGCCUCGACUUUGAUCCUCACUGGAAGGACUACUUGUGGUUCUAUGAGUACUUUGACGGAAAUGACGGACGUGGAUUGGGUGCUACCCACCAAUGCGGUUGGACUGGGCUCAUUGCUCGUAUGAUCCAUGACACUGGCGUAAAUUGCCGUCUUCCGCAGACCCCGCGCACUCCGUCGGUAGCAAUGUCACAUUAUUUUGACGACAUACUCCAGCGGAGUCUCGACUCCGGGGUGCCCCAUUCAGCUCGAAUGCCUCAUGUGCGACGUUCGUCGACUGCUCGGUCCAUUGGGGCCCGCAGUGACUUUGACAGUUCGGUCAAUGGCGGCGACGACGAUGACGACGAUGCCAACUCUGCAGUCUGCUCGGCAUACAAUGGGGAGAAUGGGAGGUCUUCUAAGAAGAAGGAGGCCGAUACGCAUAUGCAUCGGUACAUCAGUGACCAACUUGACCGGUACAAGAAUGAGAAUGGGCACUUGGCGGACAAUGAAGAAGAGUUUGAGACCAAGGCUUGA